CCCAGGGGAGAUGUGGCUUCACUGAUCCAUUGAAACCUUAAUUGCACGGACCUCUCUCUCUCUCUCUCUCUCUCUCUCUCUCUCUCUCUCUCUCUCUCUCUCUCUCUCUCUCUCUCUCUCGCACACACACACACGCACACCUGCGAGGAGGGAAGCUCCCAUUGAGCGCCACGGCGUCGCAUAUUUCCCGCUCACCUAUAGCCUACACACAGUCGCACCUCUGCUGCCGUGGUCCCCCCAUGUGGCCCAUCCCUUACCGGACCGGGACCGAUAAAUGGGUUAACUCAGUCACCGGGAGUAGCCGAAAUAACGGGAGCGUCGGGAGAUCCCUUCCCAUCCCUCCGCUGUGUGACCGAACUGCACUCAAAGCUUCCACCGGGGCAUCAUCCUCUCCUUCUGCGCGGUGUUGAGUCGCCCAGAUUGAAUUGAAAUCGUGAUUUAUUAUUCAAAUCAUAAGGGGCGACCGGCAGAAGCAGCGGCGGCGGCGGCAGCAGCAGCAGCAGAGGGAGGCAGCAACAGCAGCAGCACCACCAGUUCUGAGACCCAGACCCGUGGGCGGCUGGGUGGCGUCCGUCUGGGCGAGUUGACAGGACGAAGAUUUUUUUGGCGCUCCACACUGCUUCAUCCCAACAAACCCCUCAAAUUCUCAAGAUAUGGCGAUGACAAGUGAGAUGUAGAAAACGGAUGGGAGGCCAUUCAUGUGGGUCUGGACUUCAACUAAAACGGGCAGAAUCUCCCACCAUCAUCACCAUCCUCCUCCUCCAUCCUCCUCACCUAACCAGUUGAUAUUUUUUUGACAUAACUAUCUAAAAAGUGUGGAGCACAUGACACACUGGUGAAUCCCCGAGGCAGGUCCAGCACACAGACUGAAUGAGUCCAUCUUUGGCUGUCGGACGGACUCCUCAAGAGCACAGGACGGAUGCAAACAGACUAAACACAUCUUGGCAAUUCCUAACACCCUCAGCAUCUCCGCCAACGGUGUUCUAACCGAGCGGGGUGAAUCUCACACCGGGAGACCAGUCGUUUCAUAGGCAGGGAGAAGAUGCCAUUCCACCAUGUGCGGGCGGGCCUGCUCUAUCCAGACAACUACCUGAGCAGCUCCCUGACAGAGGGCAGUGAAGCCUUCCAGCUCACCAGCAUCUCCACAGAGGAGCUGGGAGAGAUCCGUGAGGCAUUUCGUGUUUUGGAUCGUGAUGGGAAUGGUUUCAUCUCCAAACAGGAGCUGGGCAUGGCCAUGCGCUCCCUGGGUUACAUGCCCAGCGAAGUGGAGCUGGCCAUCAUCAUGCAGAGACUGGACAUGGAUGGGGACGGCCAGGUGGACUUUGAGGAGUUCAUGACGAUACUGGGGCCCAAACUGCUGUCGUCCGACAACAGAGAAGGAUUCCUGGGCAACACCAUCGACAACAUCUUCUGGCAGUUUGACAUGCAGCAGCUGUCUCUGGAUGAGCUGAAGCAGGUGCUCUUCCAUGCCUUCCGGGACCACCUGACAAUGAAGGACAUAGAGAACAUCAUCAUCACAGAGGAGGAGAGCCUCAACGAAACCUCAGGGAACUGCCCUGAGUAUGAGGGAGUCCAUCCCAAGAAGAAGAAUCGUCAGACGUGCGUCAGGAAAAGCCUCAUCUGCGCCUUUGCCAUGGCUUUCAUCAUCAGUGUCAUGCUCAUCGCAGCCAAUCAGAUGCUGCGGAACGGCAUGGAGUAACCAAUUGCACUGUGAGCAUGGGGAGUGGACAGAACAGCCAUGACCUCACACCUUGUCUUUGCAGCCAAAGCUGGACCAGCCACAACCCAAGCACUUCUCUAAACAAUCAGUUGAGGGUUUGUUUUGUUUAUUUGUUGUUUUUUUUUUAAAGUUUAAUUCAAAUUUAACUUAUAGAAGCAGGCAUUGUGAGUAAAAUGAAGAGAGAUAUAUUUGUUUCGCCAUGCACAGUUACUGGACUUACCGGUCAUAAGGAACAUGAACUGGAAAAGAAUUAUGUUUUUAUAUAAAUCAUGAGAAUUGAUAGAGGGUUUUAUUUUGCUGUUUCAAAGACCAAGACCACCCUUUAAACUUGAUUUUAAAGAAAAAUGCUUAUCAGGUGCUUUGAGCCAUCACUAAUUUAAAAAAAAACAAACAAACAAUGGUUAUUAUGGACAACUGCAUAUUUACCCCAGAGAAGUUGCGCUGAAUGUUGAACUGAGUGAAUGUGGGCACUGAAUGUCGGGCACAGUAUUUAAAUGCAUAGUAAAUCCCUCACAUAGUCUUGUAUGAACAUCGCACCUUUUGUGAAGCGUCUACACCCUCGGCUCAGUCCACUAAUCCUGGGGCACAUGAAAUCCUUUUGUGUAUCUACAAGGAGCACAACUCAAUACUCAGUGAGGGACCACUUAAGAAUCACUACUGUCCUGCUAUCUCUACUCUUUAGUCUUAGGGCUGAUUGAUUGAUUGACUGAUUGGUCACCCAGCAGUUGCGUGAGUGUGUAGAAGACAGUGUUGACCACAUACAUAAUGUAAGCUCAGGCUGAGAGGUGUAAAAUAUAUGAAGAUAAAAAAACAAGAGACAUGAGAAUCAAUCCAGUGAAAGUGGAGAUAUGUUUUUGGAUAAUAACAGGACCAGGCUGAGAUAAUUAUUUUUAGUUAUGUGUUGGGACAAGAUGUCUCACCUCAGCAUCUCAUUGUAAUACUGCCCAACUGUGGUAAAUGUAGGCCACACAAACGCAUGCCAGUAUACUGUAUACACUGCCAUACCAAACAUUACUCUAACUCCAGUUUCCCAUGGACUUCACUGUAUAUAUAUGUAGUGCUACUUAGCUUGUGUAAUGUAAUCCUCCUCUCAACAGCAGAAUGUAUGAAAGGUAGACACUAGUGAGAUAUAUCAGGGAUAUACAGUAGAGCUGUGACAUAUUGUUGCUACAGCAGCUUUCUUGGAAAAGGUUGCAUCCUAGUGGUUAAGAUGAAAACUGCAGCUAAACGCUUGAACAGCCAUGUUUACAAGGUGUUCAAAAGUGAACAACAACAGCACUGAAUUUCCACUUUGAUGUGUGUUGUAUCAGUGUCACAAGGGCGGUUUUGGUCUGUAUUGGUGACCAUUCACUAUUUUUUAAUGGCGAAACCAUUUUUUUUUUCCUCACGCCCCAAAUUGUGUUGUCACGCCGGUGUACGGCUCAGAAUUGGAUGAGGGACUGAAGGUGACAGCUGCGGUGCCUGUGAUGGUUUCUGGGGUCGUAGCUAUAUUUUAUGGUUCAGAUCUGAUAGCACUACAAUUUUAUUAAGCUCACUGGGAUGAAAAAGUUUGGAAAAGACCUUGUAGGUGUUUACAACCAUGCUCCACUUUGAUAACAGAGCCGCCCCGAGGCUGAACAUCCCAGUGACACCACAGAUUAAAUUUGAGGAUGAAAAUGUUUUUUAUGUGGGUGCAGGGCUGGGCAAUAAAGAGAUGUCACUGUUUAUCUACUGUCAUUGGAAUUGUAUUGUGAAUAUAUGUCAAUAUUCUGUUAUUGUUUUUAAAACUCUCUUGUCUAAACAAAGGAUGCCAAACAAAUAAUCUUUCCAAAAUAAGAUUACCUGAGAUUUAGUUUAAAGCAUCAAUGGGACACAGUUCAAUACAGUAUAACUUUGUUUCUAUUAUUUUAUAUGUGAUUAUUUUGUGAUAUUAAGAGAUAAACAAAAAAUAUUUUCAUUAACAUUGUGGCAAUUAUUUCAACCAACCUGCCCGGCUCUGUGGAUGCCAUCUUUGAAGGAGAUAUGUGGGUUCCUAAAGUGCACGGUGCUCCCCUCAGACAUUACUGGAUCAGAGACUAAUUUAUUCCCAUUAAUACCUUGGCACGAAUAGUUGUUCUCUUGUCUGAAGUGGAUGAAAACAAAUUGAAAUAUUUCAGUAAAACUUAUGUGCAACCAUGUGAGUUGAUACGCUGUCUGGCGUUAAGACAAAAUAUACAGAAGGCAAGAGGGGAGAGGGCUUUCUUUUAAGAUUAAAAAAUAUAGCUUUGUAAGAUCAAGUAUCACAGCAAAAAUGUAUUAUACUGUAAAUCAGUAUGCAUGUUGUUGUUUAAGAUUUUCAUGUCUUUGAAAGACAGGGAAAUCCAUUUAAUCUUUCUUUGUGGUGGCACAGCCUUGAUUUAAAUGUAGGUAUGUAUGUACUACUGUCACAUAUUUGACUUUCCAAUUUAUACUGUAAUAGCCAUUUUUUCUAAUUUCUACCAGCUAUUAAUCAAAUCAGAGUGCAGGAGAGGGCAUUUUCAUAAAUAUGCAAAUACAAGGUCAAGUCGUCAUCAUCAUCAUCAUCAUCAUCAUCUCUGUUUCACGUCAUCUUGUAGGAUAGAGUCUGUAGGCCUCACUGUAGACGGUUGAAAUUGACACUGAAUACGAUAUACUGUGUGUUUUAGUCACGUUAGGUUUUUAUGGAAUGUUCUCACUGCCUCAUAGUCCUGUAUAAACUGCUGUAUAAUGUAUGCUACACUUAUCCUUGUAAGUCAGUUUAUGUCUUUGAUAUUCUCAGCACAUUAACAUCUGACCGACGGACCAUGUUUCCACCUUUGUCUAUUAGCGUCAUGGUCCUUUUGAAACCAGCAUAGACCACCUUAUCUUAACAAUUCUCUUAAUAAUCGUGCCAUUCAGACAUCCUUGCAUGGCUAUGUAAGGGAAAACUUGUUUGAAAGACCUUUUAUCAACACUUUUGAAGUUUACAUUAUUAUUAUACUGUACAUCUGUAACGGGACGGAAUCAGUUCAUGAUUUUCAUGUUUUUGAAAGUUGCUUUUGAGAUUUGUUUUUACCAAAACAUGUUUUUACCUUGUAGAUUGUAUAGAGAUAAAACUAAACACAGAUAUGUAAUACAACCUUGGCAUGCUGCUUAGAAAAGGAGAAAGAAAACAGCAAUAGUUACCAACUGAAUGGAUAUUUAAAAAUGCAAAUAACAAGUUUAAUCUGUUUAAUCUAAAAAAAAAAUAUAUCCAUAUAUGUUUAUGCAAUAAAACCUUGUUUUGAUAGAAAUAUAAGGCAUCUGUGUUUACUUGUGAAAGAUGUUUGUGUGUAGGGUUUUCUUUAGGAAAUAUAUCAAAUUCAAAUUUUGGCUCAAGACCAACAGCAUGUACAAAAGAGUAAUGUUAUUCAGAGACAUAAAAGGUAAAAUAUUCUAAAUCUAAAUCUAAAUUACAUUUAACUUUUGGCUCACAGGAAGCCGGUGAGCAGAAAUAUUUUCACAAAUUGUUAAUAAAAGUAAAACUCUGUAAAAGGUA
This is a messenger RNA of Lates calcarifer (barramundi perch), 5213 nucleotides long. RefSeq names its product calneuron 2 (gene caln2). Gene Ontology annotation, molecular function: calcium ion binding. The coding region runs from base 1043 to 1699 and encodes 218 amino acids. The record is from RefSeq and is a predicted model, not a curated record. Lineage: Eukaryota; Metazoa; Chordata; Actinopteri; Centropomidae. The transcript is spliced from 6 exons.